CUGCGCUCUACUCUGAAAUGGAGGCGUGGAUGUGACGCAGGCGCAGUAGCUUCACAACUAUCCAGUCCCGUCCUCAAGCGCAGACAUCAACAAGAGAGCGGGUUUACUGAUGCGGGUUCGUUUUCCCAACACUAGCUCCGCCGCGACGCUCUUCAGGGACACUCGCUUUGUGUCAGCUCCACCAAACUUCCAACAAGAUGUUUGGCUUUCAUAAGCCCAAAAUGUACCGGAGUUUGGACGGCUGCUGCAUCUGUCGGGCCAAGUCCUCCAGCUCCCGUUUCACAGACAGCAAGCGGUACGAGAAGGACUUCAGGAGCUGUUUUGGGUUGAGUGAAACAAGAUCAGGAGAAAUCUGUAAUGCCUGCGUCCUCCUUGUGAAGCGAUGGAAAAAGCUUCCGGUGGGAACCAAGAAAAACUGGAACCAUGUUGUUGAUGCCAGAGGAGGCCCCAGCCUAAAGAUAACAUCCAGGCCCAAGAAAAUCAAAGCCAUCUCCAAGAAAGCUCGGCCGAGCCAGAUCAGCAGGCUGCAGAAGGAGCUGAAGAGAAACAACUCAGAUGCCCACAGCACAACCUCCAGUGCCUCUCCAGCUCAGUCUCCCAGCUACAGCAACCUGUCCGACGACGGCUCCGACACCGAGCUGAGCCCCGGGUCCAGCCGCUCCCCGGUCUUCUCCUUCCUGGACCUCACUUACUGGAAGAGGCAAAAGGUGUGCUGUGGAAUAAUAUACAAGGGCCGCUUCGGGGAGGUGCUCAUCGACCCCCAUUUGUUCAAACCCUGCUGCCGCAAUAAGCAGCGACAGCAGCAGCAGCAGCAGCAACAAGAGGAGGAGGAAGAGGAGGAGGAGGAAGAGGAGGAGGAGGAAGAGGUCGAAGUAGAGGAGGGUCAAGUGGGGGUGGAUAAAUCCCACGUGGAGGAAGAGGUGGUUAAGGAGACGCCUAUGGGUGGGGAAAAUGCAGAAUCUGCUGAGCUACGUGUGACAGCACCUCCAGCCAGGAGCGGGGAGGUGAUGGAGGAAGGCUGGUGAGGCAAAGAACCCAUUUUUUCCUCCUUCAUCUGGUAACGUUCUGGAGAAAUCUCGGGAUGGAUUUGGUUUGAAAGUAUUUCUUUUCAUUAUUUCUCUCCCCCCGAGCACUUGCAGAAAGUAGUUGCCUCAGAUUGCCUUCAGUCAAAAGCAGCUAUAACAUCUUUGGUUUUCUCCAUGAUAAUGCUGGAGGAUUGUUCAUUGUUAUGGUCGAACGGUAACUUAUGGACUUCUAUGUUCUUUCUGUAUUUUUUCUGUUGUUGUAUUUGAUAUUUUUAACCAUGCUGAUGAUGGACCAUCAUCUGUGGUGUUACUGAUCUACUUUAGAUGAAAUGCUGGACCUCUAGUUUGCUGGUACAUUUUGCAGAUUUUAUUCCAAAACGCAAUACAUCCACUUCUUCACAGAAAAAAAAGGGUGCUACUUGAAAUUCAUAACUCAAUAUUUCGAACAUCUAAACCCAUUCUCACUGUGGAUAUCUUCUAAGCUACUUAUACCUGAUACAGGUGCAUCUCAACGAGCUAGAAUAUCAGCAAAAAGCUCAUUUAUUUCUGCAGAUGAAUUCAGAAUAUUAUUAUUUUAAUUUUUAAGAUUAUGUCUUUCAGAUUAUGAGAACUUACAAUUUAGAUUUGCAAAAAAAUCAAAUAUUUCAUAAGACCAAUAAAAACUUAUGUAUGUAGAGUAUUUGCACUCAGUAUCUAGUUGGAGUUCCUCUUCCUUAAAUUACUGCAUUAAUGUAUCUUUUUUUUUUCUCUCUCUCUCUCUUUUUCUCUUUUUUUCUAGGCACCUUAAUUUUUUAAAUCUAAAAUCAACUUUUGUUGAAUUUAGAUUUAAAAUCAACAAAUGUGAACAGUCUGUGAACAGACUAGUCUGAAGAAACGUACAAUUCUCUCAAUGCUGCAGUUAUUACUAUUUUAUAAUUUUCAACUACACUUUUUUCUUCCACUAAACUUUUAAUUGGUAUUUCUUUAGUAAAGACUCUUGGUGAUUUGCCUACCUCAUGUGGGAACUCUAACUAUCUGCUGGAUAGUUGUUUAGUCAGCAGUUUUAGGAUUGUGCAUGCCAAAGCACAACAUUUCUCUGUUUACCGUCCAGGCUUUAUUUAUUGGUCUUAUGAGAUUUUGGGAUUUUUUUGAGAGACAUAAUUUUGGGUUUUCAUUUUCUGCAAGCCAUAAAGAAAUAUAUGGAAUCAAACAACAUAUAAGUUUUCCUUUUUGAACUGAAUUACAAAAAUAAAUGAGCUUUUUGAUUAUAUUAUAAUUAUGAAGCUACACCUGGAUAGUGAUAGUCUUUAAUUUAUAAAAAGUAUACCUUCCUGUCUUUAUUUUUGGAAGUUGCUUUGGAGCGAUCGAUACUUUACACUGACACAGCACAGACAUGUACAGCGGCCCCUGUGUUUCUCUGUCUUUUCACGAUAUCCCCUCCUAUCAGAGGUUUUUCUGUGUGUAUUUGUUAGAACGUCUGUGUGCAAAUGUUAAUCCAUUUAAAUAAGGCCUAUUCACAAUCUCAACAGCAAGUACACCAGCCUUAAUUGUGUGUCACAGACAGUGCUAGUGUUAAUCCUGGAUUGGUAUUAAGGAAUAAAACAAAAAGGGAAAGUAGCUAUAUUUAUUGUGGCCUCAGCAACACACAGUGCAUUCUGCAUGAAUGGCAAGCUCACUCACCCAAGAGACCUGAAAUACCCUGAUGCAUGAGUCUUGGAAAUUUUAGCAUGGCCUUACAGAAACUGUAUAUCUUGCUUUUUUUUGUUUUGUUUCUUUUUUGAUCCGUUUCUCCGAAGUUGUAACUUAUUUUUGUAUGUAAAGAAAAGACAUAGGGAAAGGGAGAAAUAGUGUCUUUGCUUAAUGAUAUCUCACCAAACAACAGAAAAACACAAAAUGAUCAGUUUAUAGUCAUUCAGCAAUACCAAUAUCAGUAAUCUCUGUCAGUCCUGGGUCAGUUUAUGAUAAAGGUCUUUAUAGAAGCAGAAAUUCUAUGCCAUUGCCUCUAAUAUACCACAAACGUGUUGUGAUGUAUAGCCUGAUAAUACUUUAUUUAUCAAUCGAAAGCCAAAGCACAUUGAAAUUCACCCAAUGUCAAAUCAAUGCAGGUUUUCUAUGGACACUUGUGCUUGUCCGGGCCAUUUGUACGUAUCUCUAUGGUAUUCUUAAAAACACACACACAAAAAAAAAAAAAAAAAAAAAAAAAAGCAAGAAAAAAAAAACAAAACAAGAAGAAGAACACUAAUAUGAAAUUUCAUACAUAUGAUGUUGAUCAUUUGGAGCUGUGAGUUUGAUAUGUAAAUAAAAGGGCCGGGUGGGUCGAAUGGCUCUCAAAAUACACGUUUCAUUAUUUAUUUAAUUCAUAUUUAUUUGUAUCCCGGCUUAGAAGUGUUGUUCUAGAAAUCCUUCUCAUUGUUAGCUUUUCAUCUUUGGGAAUGUGAUUCCGACACAAGCUCCCUCUGAAGUCGUGUCGAAUCGAUUUUGCUUUGUUUUUGUGCAACUAUUUAUUUGCUCAUCAGCCGAAUUGCGUGCAACCGAAGUUGUACUGUAUCUCCACUUUGCAUCUGUAUCAUGUAGACUAUAACGACCGGUAGACUGCAGCCAAACUGAACAUCUCCCUCUUUAAUCUUAUAGCUUACAAAUGUUAAAGUAGUAGGAAACCACAGUAGGAUACCUAACUCUAGACUUGCAUGUACUGUUGCUAUGCAUUUACUUAGCUUACAACUUAGACAAAGCGUUUUUUGUAUUUUUUAUACAUCAUGUACUUUUUUUACUUGUCCCUUAAUAAAAGUAAUUUUGUGAGUUUUAUGAAAGUAUG
Messenger RNA from Poeciliopsis prolifica (blackstripe livebearer), 3819 nucleotides. It is a transcript of the gene sinhcaf, whose product is annotated as SIN3-HDAC complex associated factor. The transcript has 6 exons. Bases 198 to 1025 code for a protein of 275 amino acids. Lineage: Eukaryota; Metazoa; Chordata; Actinopteri; Cyprinodontiformes; Poeciliidae. The record is from RefSeq and is a predicted model, not a curated record. Gene Ontology annotation, biological process: negative regulation of cell migration.